CAUCGGUCGUUUAGCGCGCAAUCCGUUUGGGAGGGGGAGGUCGGCGGCGGCAGUACAGCGGCGCGUGUUGUAGGGCGGGCGCCGGCGCUGGUGAAGGGCUUGCCGGGAGUCACGCACAGCGUGGCCGCGCUGGGCCCGGGCCGCGCAGAGGCGGCGUGCGGCACGCGGGCCUCGGUGGAGCGGAUGCUGGCCUUCGGGCGCGAGCUGUACGCUAUGAGCCAGAAGCUGCAGCAGGACCAGUUCGUCAAGUCCAUGCUCGAGGAUGCCUUCAGCUUGUUGGCGUACAGUAAUCCGUGGGACAGCCCCGUGGGCUGGCAGCUGGAGCCCGUGCGUCGCGAGGCCGUCUGCGAGGCGCUCAACUCCGCCAUCCUCGAGGCGCAGGGCAUGAAGUGGAUCUCUCCGGUGGAGGCGUGCGUGUCGCAGUCGCGCUCGCUGCUGCGGCGCAUGUCGCGCGCGGGGCUGGGCGCCUGCGCCUUCGCGGACCUGGGCGCGCUGCUGCGGCGCUGACGGGGCGCCGGC
Molecule: messenger RNA, 519 nt
Organism: Trichoplusia ni (cabbage looper)
Lineage: Eukaryota; Metazoa; Arthropoda; Insecta; Lepidoptera; Noctuidae
Gene: RanBPM
Product: ran-binding protein 9
Exons: 4
Biological process (GO): cell surface receptor signaling pathway; cytoskeleton organization
Cellular component (GO): cytoplasm
Source: RefSeq, a predicted model, not a curated record